This is a messenger RNA of Colletotrichum graminicola M1.001, 3840 nucleotides long. Its product is annotated as AMP-binding enzyme. The transcript has a single exon. The record is from RefSeq and is a predicted model, not a curated record. Lineage: Eukaryota; Fungi; Ascomycota; Sordariomycetes; Glomerellales; Glomerellaceae. Gene Ontology annotation, molecular function: phosphopantetheine binding. The coding region runs from base 1 to 3840 and encodes 1279 amino acids.
AUGCCCAUUCUCGACAUCACCAAGGACCUCGCCGCGCUCUUCGAGCAGCAGGCAAAAGCCACCCCAGAUGCCAUUGCUCUCGAGGACGAGUCGCGAACUCUUACCUACGCUGAGUUGGACCAGGAAACACAGGCCCUCGCCGACCGUUUGCGUCGUCACUAUGGAGUUGGUAGAGAUGGCCUUGUGGGCGUCCUCAUGAACCGCAGUGCAGACUAUGUUAUUGCUUCUCUGGCUGCACUUCGCGCCGGUGGUGCUUUCCUGGUUCUUGAGCUCGCAUACCCCUCUGGGCUUCUGCGCGAUGUCAUUCAGGACGCAAAACCACAAGUGGUCAUCACCCAAAACGCCCACGUCAGCCACAUCAAGGCGGACGUGCCCAUCAUCGUCUAUGAUGAGCCCAGCAAGACGACAAUCAACGGCCAUGCAAACGGCGAGCUUCCCCCGUUGCCCGCUAGCAACGACCUCGAACGCCUUGCGUUCGUGUCAUACUCUUCAGGCACGACUGGCCAGCCAAAAGGCAUUGCCAACCCUCAUAGAGCCGCAGUGCUCUCAUACGACCUCAGAUUUGGCCUGAGCGACUUGCAACCGGGCGAUCGUGUAGCCUGCAACGUGUUCUUCGUCUGGGAGAUGCUUCGUCCCCUUUUGCGCGGAGCGACCGUCUUCGCUAUUCCGGACAGUGCUAGUUACGAUCCCUCAGCUCUUGUCAGCCUGCUUGACUCUCGACAGAUCACAGACACACUCAUGACGCCUACGUUACUGGCAACUGUUCUAUCUCGUCACCCUGAUCUGAGCAAGCGCUUGCCCAAGUUGCGCUCUCUAUGGCUGAACGGCGAGGUUGUAACUACCGAUCUCUGCCGCAGAGCUAUGAAGGCUUUGCCCGAAACCAAGCUCCUGAACGUCUACAGCGCCAGCGAGACGCAUGAGGUCGCUGCCGGUGACAUUCGCACGUUCGUUGACUUCGAGACCCACGUUUGCCCCGUUGGCCCACCUAUGGACCCAGAGCACAUCUACAUCAUGGACGAGAGCGGCAACAGAGUUGGCACUAACGUCAGUGGAGAGCUCUACGUUGGUGGUGACCUCCUGGCCAGAGGCUACCUGAACCUGCCAGAGACCACCACGAAGGCUUUCCAACCAGACCCCUUCGACAAGAAGGCUGGAGCUCGCAUGUACCGUACAGGUGACCUUGCUCGCAUACUUCCCUCUGGGCUUCUGGAAAUCACUGGCCGAGCUGGUGGCAUGAUCAAGACUCGUGGCUACACCGUCCAACCUGGUGCAGUGGAGAAUGCCAUUGUCAAACACUUGGCUGUGCGUGACUGCGCGGUUUCAUCUCACGGAGAGGGCCUCGAGAGACAACUCGUUGCCUAUGUUGUACGCGAUAACGAUGAUAAGAGAGACCGGGCCGAUGUCGUAAUCGAUGAGUCUGGAUACAGUCCUGCAUCCAGGCGUGUUCUUGGAAAUCAUCUCGCCCUCUACAUGAUCCCGACAUACUGGGUCGAGCUUGAACAGCUCCCCACCCACGGCGUCUCUGGCAAGACGGAUUUGAAAGCGCUGCCGCCGCCACCAAGCCCCAAGCUUGCCAUCAACGGCGAGAAAGAACAGAACACAAAGAUAAAGCUGGAGACGGUUAAGAAGCUUUGGGCUGCUGCCCUUAACAUGCCUGAUAGUGCCAUUACCGAGGAGCACGACUUCUUCGACAUCGGAGGCCACUCCCUCGUCCUUGCCGAUCUGGCGAAUCGAUUCACCAAGGAGUUCGGAUUCCCGGUUCCGCUUGCCCCUCUCGCCGGCACACCCACUUUGCAAGGCCACCUGCAAGCGAUUCGCGAUGCUCGCGAUGGUCACACUGCGGCCGUGCAAGCCGAUCUUCCUGCCGUUCUCCGCGCGGACUCUAUUUUGCCUGACGACAUCCAGGCAAACGGCACUUCGAUGCGUCGUCUGAACGAUGCCAACACGGUGCUCCUGACCGGUGCAACUGGAUACCUUGGAGCCUUCCUUCUCAAGUCUCUUGUUGAAACCACCUCAGCGCACAUCAUCUGCCUUGUUCGUUUCACCGAUCCUACGGAAGAUAUGCGCCCUGCGGGUAUGGCCAGAGUCCGCAAGAACCUCAUCGAUCUCGGCAUUUGGGACGAUUCCCUGCUUGACAGGAUGGAGAUUCUGCCUGGGAACCUGUCUCGGGAGCACCUCGGCCUCUCCCCUGAAAUCUACGAUGAUAUUACUUCUCGUGUCGAGGUCAUUAUUCACGCCGCUGCGACCGUCAACCUAGUGUACCCCUAUGCUGCGCUGAGAAGCCCCAACGUCGGAGGCACCAGAGAAGUUUUGCGCCUGGCAUCCAUGAGCGGCGCCACUCUCCACUACAUUUCCACCAACGGUGUUCUGACGCCAUCUGUGGCAGGCUGGUCCGAAGACGCCAUGGUCGACAUCGACGACGUUCCUGAGAAACUGCUUGACGGUUAUGGGCAGACCAAGUGGGUGGCUGAGAAGCUAGUCUAUGAGGCCGCUCGUCGUGGCAUGCCGUGUAAAGUCUACCGACCGGGCACGAUCAGUGGUCACAGCAAGACGGGCUCGUGCAACGCCUGGGAUCUUCUGAACGCCCUGAUUGUGGAGUCGUUGCAUCUCAAGACUGCGCCUCACGUCGAUGGCUGGUUUGCUGAGAUGACGCCCGCCGACUUUGUCAGUGCGGCGAUUACAACGCUUGCCAACCAUACCGACUCUAAGCAGCUUGUCUACCACCUCGGCGAUCCCAACCCAGUUUCCGCCAACUUCAUUUUCGACACCUUGAGUGAGCUUGGAUUCCCGACCACCCGCGUGCCGUGGGAUGACUGGGUCGAGCUUUGGACCAAGAAGAGGGGCUUCGGCACUGCAGGCGAUGUGCCUUUCACUGUAGAUAUCCUUCGUGGUGGUAUGCCCACCGCUGAGGGUCUGCAGGCAGUCACUGUUCUCAAGGACGAUGCCACGGCGCCUGCUCUGGCGCUAUACAACCUUCAACGUCCCAAGAUUGACAUUAAUCUGCUCGAGAUUUACACUCGUCACUUCUGCGCCAGAGGUUGGCUUUCAAGACCUCCACGCCGAACAUAUGCCAACGGUGCCACGUCCCACGUCAACAAGGGCCGCCUGGCCGGUAAAGUUGCCGUUAUCACCGGCGCUUCUUCUGGCAUUGGAGCGGCUGUUGCAGCUGGCCUUGCCAAGGAGGGUGCUCACAUCGCUCUCGCUGCGAGACGCACCGAAGCCCUAGAUGCCGUGAAGGCCAAGCUCGCCGGCACCGGCGGCAAGGUCCUCAUCCACAGGACUGACGUCACCAAGAGUGAGGAUGUAGCGUCGCUCAUGCAAGCAGCAACCGAUAAACUCGGCCCCGUCGACAUCCUCGUGAGCUGCGCUGGCGUCAUGUACUUCACCAUGAUGGCAAACAACCACACCGAGGAGUGGGAGCGCACCGUUGAUGUUAACUGCAAGGGUCUCCUGCACUGCCUCUCGAACACAGUCCCUGGCAUGCUGAGCCGCGGAAAGGGUCACAUUGUGGCCAUCUCUUCCGACGCCGGGCGCAAGGUCUUCCCCGGCCUGGGUGUCUACUCGGCCAGCAAGUUCUUUGUGGAGGCUACACUGCAGAGCUUGCGUCUCGAGACAGCCGGAACGGGUCUGCGUGUCACUUCGAUCCAACCCGGCAACACAGCUACGGAGCUGCUAGGCAUGUCUACCGAUGCCGAGGCCAUCAAGAAGUACGGCGAGCCCACGGGUGCCAAGGUUCUGGACCCCGAGGACGUUGCUUCGUCGAUCGUGUACGCAGUGUGCCAACCUGAGCACGUUGCCGUCAACGAGGUUCUCAUUGAGCCGAGAGAUGAGCCUAUCUAA